ACAGUUGCGCUUCAUUGGUUGGAAAGCUGUGGUUAUGGUAACGUGGAAGUGAUAUGAAUUGUAUUUAUGUGUUUUGUUAUGUUUAUAUUUUUGUAUUUAGUUUAGUUAGUUUAAAGCCGUAUUCCUUUCGGACUUUUACGGACAAAGAUGUGAAAAUGUAUAGAGAGAAAGUUGUACAAAUGUUUCAUCAUGCUUAUGAUCAUUAUUUGAAGAGUGCUUUUCCGUAUGAUGAGCUCCAACCAAUUUCUUGUAAGGGUAUGGAUACAUGGGGAAGUUUUUCAUUAACUCUUAUAGAUGCUCUGGAUACUCUAGCUGUGAUGAAGAAUUAUACUGAAUUCAGGCGGGUUGUAAAUACUCUUUUGUCUACAGCAGAUUUUAAUGUGAAUAUCAAUGUGUCUGUUUUUGAAACAAACAUUCGAGUGGUUGGUGGUUUGCUCUCUGCUCAUCUCCUCUCAAAAAGAGCAGGAAUGGAUGUUGAUCCUGGCUGGCCAUGUUCAGGACCACUUUUAACACUUGCUGAAAAAGUUGCUCGUAGGCUAUUGCCAGCUUUCCAGACUAAAACCGGAAUGCCAUUUGGAACUGUAAAUUUGCAAUAUGGUGUGCCAGAAGGAGAAACACCAAUAACUUGCACUGCUGGUGUUUCAACUUUUAUUGUGGAAUUUGGAACUUUAAGCCAGUUAACAGGUGAUCCAAUAUUUGAAAAUGUUGCUGUGAAUGCUUUAGAAGCUCUAUGGAAAAGAAGAUCCCAAUUAGGAUUGGUAGGCAAUCAUAUCAAUGUACAGGAUGGAAAAUGGACAGCUUUAGAUUCUGGAAUUGGUGGUGGAGUUGAUUCCUACUUUGAAUAUUUGGUAAAAGGUGCCAUUUUAUUUCAAGAACCCAAAUUCCUGAAAAUGUUCAAAGAAUAUGAAAAGUUGAUAUCCAAAUAUAUGAAAAGAGAUGAUUGGUACUUCUGGGUGAGCAUGAAUAGUGGUCAAGUAACAAUGCCUACGUUCCAAUCUUUAGAAGCAUUUUGGCCUGGUCUUUUGACAUUAGUUGGUGAUAUUGAGCAAGCUGUCAAAACAUUGUAUAACUAUCAUUCGAUAUGGAAGCAGUAUGGUUUUACCCCUGAAAUUUAUGAUGUUUCUCACAGUCAUGCUAAAAGGGAAAACUACCCUCUAAGACCAGAGUUCAUUGAAAGUAUCAUGUAUUUAUAUUAUGCAACAAAAGACCAGCAUUUGCUUGAAAUAGGUGUUGAUAUUUUAGAAUCCAUUGAACGUAGUGCCCGAACAGAAUGUGGAUAUGCUACAAUUAAAAAUGUCCUGGAUCAUAAGAUUGAAGAUAGAAUGGAAUCUUUUUUUCUUGCUGAAACUACGAAAUAUCUUUAUCUUUUGUUUGAUCCUGAUAAUUUUAUCCAUAAUAAUGGUUCAUGUGGUGAACUAAUUGAAAUGUCUGGUGGGAGCUGUAUCAUAGGAGCGGGUGGCUAUGUCUUCAAUACCGAAGCCCAUCCAAUUGAUAUUGGUGCUGUAUAUUGUUGCAGUGCGAGACAUCAUGAUCAUCAGUUACGUUUGUAUGAAUUUCAAAAGAACAUGGAUUUGCAUUCCCUUUUGGAGAUAAGAGAUAAUAAAGACUUCUUUAGAACAUUCAAAGGAAAUAAAAAGCAUAGUUUUAAAUCAAAAAAUCCUAAGUAUCAGCUUGAAAAUUUUAAUACCGAUGAUGCAAAUCUAUUGAAUAGUUCCACUGAAGAAAUUUCAUACCUUGUAAAUUCUAAUACAAAUGUUAGUGUAAAAAACGAUAUUAAUGCAAUUUUCACAGAUAGUAGCAGUAAUGAUAGCACUUCAGAUGUUAUUUCAUCUGCUAACUCUAAUGCUACUAGCACUUCAGGUGUAAUUUCAUCUGUUAACUCUAAUGCUAGCACUUCAAGUGUAUUUUCAUCCCUUAACACUAAUGCUAGCACUUCAGAUGUAAUUUCACCAUUUUACACUAAUGCCGUCAUUUCCGAUGUAAUUUCACACCUUAACGAGAAUGAACUUACUGAAGAAAAUGCUAACUAUUUUGGAAAUAAUUCAAAUGGUAAUUUACAGCCAAAUCAAUCAUUUUUAAAAAAUGUGAGUAUUAAUAACUUUGUUAAUAAUGCAACCGAGCUUAACAUUGAACAGCAGUCAGUGUCAGAGAAUAUUGCCACAAAUAAUAAAGUUGACAAAGAAAUCCUUGAACUAUUUUCGAUUGAUGACGCUUUAAAUGAACAAUUAAAAUCUCAAGCAUUUCAAGAAAUGGUAUUAAACUCUACGUUUGAAGAAGCGCAGUUAAUGAUAAUUACUAAUGAAACAUCCUCUAAUUCUACAAUACCGAACAGUUUAGAUAAAGAAAUUCAAGAAACAAUAACUAGUUCAUCGACUGACUCGUUUGAUAAAGAAUUUUAUAGGUAUGAACUUCUUUUUUGUCCUGCUCAGCCAUUUACUGCUAGGCUCAAUAUAAUGGGUGAAAUGUUUAAUGUUUAAACUUCCAUUAAGCAUGUUGUGUAAUUCUGUAAGUUAUUUAAAUGUGUUUCACGUUUUUCAAAAGAGGAGACUAUUUUUUUACUUGCAAAGAGUGUGAACUAUGCACUUUCUUUUUAACAGUGAAUUUUUUCCCCUCUUUGUGGUUCCAACUUCAGUGCCUUAAGUGUUUUAAAUGCCUUAACUCCACAAAUACUUUUUUGUUUUUAAAAAUUAAUUUAUAUUUUUUAUAGAUAAUCUGUUGACGCGAAUUGGUUAACAAUGCAUACAUUAUAUUAAUAUUUGUUUCUUUGCCUUUUCUUAAAUGAAUUUUUAUAUUUUUUAGAAUUAAUCAACAGAUGAAUAUAUUUUUGACUUAUUUAAUUGUAGUACACCUUUAUUUUUUUAAGUAUAGUUAUAUUUUAUGUGAUAUUUAUGGAAGCUUAGUAAAAAGCUUUAUAAUUAAGUACAUAAUAUUAAAAGAUUUAUCAUAAAAAUAAAUUUGUUUUCUAAAGACUUGUUGCCAAAUUCUCAAACUACUAACAUAGAAACUAAGCAGUAGAUAUCAGUGGAUGCUUUAAAAGCAGCAGUAUGGGAUUAUAUCUGAAUUCUGUCUCUCUGUAUUUGAUAUAUUCUUGGUGUUUUCAAAAACAAUUUCACCUUGAAUUCCUUUAUUGCGUAUACUUUCUUUAAAUUUUUAAGGCAUUAGAUGACAAUACUUUGCAUUUCUUUUCUGAGAAACAAUACUAUAUUGCUUGUUAAGUACACUAGAAUGUUACUUGCCUGCAUUAUCAAAAUUCCUUUCCAAUCAUGUUUUAUUGUAUAUUGAAGACUGAAAUAAUUUAAUGACAUCACAUGUUAUUCAUAGGUUUCUUCUAUUUCAUACUAAGGUUAGACAAAACUUAGUUUGAAAAGUAUAAUAUUUUAUUAUAUUAAGUGGAAGUAAAAUUAAACUUUCUGCAUCUGAAGUUUAUUUAAUUUUAAAUAAAUUCUCAACAGAAUGAGAUCUUGAUUUCUCAUAUUGCUGCUUUGCUGAAAAGAAUUUGUCCGGUUGUGUGUGUAAUAAUUUAAAUAGAUUACUAGUUUGAGAUUUAGAAGAUCAUAAAUUUUUCGUGUGUGUGCAUGUUUAUUCUAAUGAAUGUUUUUGUGAUUAUCUGUGUUAAGUUAUUAAAGAAAUAUUUAUGCAUGAAUGUGACAUUAAGACUUAAAAAUACUCUAAGUGUAUUUGUAUUUAAAAAUUUAUAUUUAAGUUAUUGAAAAGUGUUCGUUUCAUUCUUAAUAUUGGAGAUUUUUUUUAACAAAGGGUAAUUUGUAAAUUUGACCUUGAAAUUUCUGUAAAUAUCAGUUUUAGUCCUCUGAGUUCCAAGAGAAUUUAGAAUAUAUAAUACUCAAAAAUGAUAACUCAGAAUCAGUAUGAACUUGUCUGUUGAAAUCUGGUGUUUAAUUGUUACCCCAAAAUUCUAGAUUUGUGAAAAUGUUGGAUGAAAUCCUUCCACGGGAAGUCUGUCCGUCCAUCAGUGUGCAUAUGAACAAGUUCAUUCAAAUGAAUGCAAGCUGGAUUAUUCAAAUUUAACUUUAUGACCUGAAUUGUAGAUUUUUUUUUUCAAAUUUUGGACCAAAUCUUUUUCCUAGUUGACUAUCUGUUGGUCGGCUGAUAUGAGUGUAUGUGUGUGAAAUAACUCAAAAACGCAACAAGUUAGAUGAAUGAAUUUUAAAAUGUGUUUUUCUUUUAAAUUAUAGAUCUAGACCCGUAUCAGAUUUUUGAUCAUAUCCAUCUAUAGAUUGUCUGUUGCAUAUGAGUUGGAAUGAGCUAAAUAAAUGACAGUAGAUAUGUGAUCUUGAGACCAAAAUUGUUGAUAUGUAUCAAAAAUGUAUACUCAGCUAUCGCAUUAAUGAAGAUUACUGUAAUCGUGUCAUAUUGUGAAUGCAUACAAGAAAGUUCAGAAUAGUCUUAUUGUAUUAGGUUUGGAAAGAUUGUCGAACUGCAUUUGUGCUGCUAUUAAUUCUGAUACACUAAGCAAUCAAAAUAUCUUCAAACGGUACAAAAAUGUGAAUUUUACUAAUUACAGGCUCAUUAAAAAAUGCUUUACUUUCUGUUUAAAUAAAACCAGAGAAAGUGAUGGUAAUUGAAUUGAAAGAAAUGAAACAUUGUUUUUGUUUAUAUUUACGAUGCUUAAACUCUACUGAGGAUCACCCCAGAUAUGGGGAUGAAAAACUUAUGGAAUAUUGGUUGGUUUUCAGCAUCUUGUUGGGUAUAGUAACGGUGUGGACUGUGUAUGUCCUCUCCCUGCCAAUCACCCAAUGAUGAUGGAACAUAGCUCCUACUAGAGAGGUUGUAUCAUGAUUGUUGAUGGCCCUUAAUACUCGUGGUUCCCGAUUCAGAGUUGUUUUGAUAUUCAAAUCAUUUUAUCAAAUCUGUCUACAGUUCGGUAAGGCGGAUGCUACUUUGAAAUGGUUACCUUUGCAUUAAAGUGUUGUGUGUAAUUUUAGACAGAAUCUCUACUUCAAGUCAUUUAUGGAUUAAAAUUAAAAGCCCCCAGGGUGUUUAACAAUCUUAAUGAAACAGCAUUUAAACUUCGUAGCAGAAAAUCUUUAGUGAAAGUUGAGAUCAGCAUCUAAAAUAGUUUUUAAUGAGCGUCAAUUAAAAAAAAGAAAAAAGAUUAGUUCUUCCACUUGAGGAUGUGAUAGAGCUGUGGAAUCCUGAGUGUGAGUGCUUGAGUCAAUUUUGAUGGUCCUCUUAUCAAAGAAAGCACAACAAAUGGAUUUGUAUAUGAUGUUCUUUGAUAUCUUUUUAAAAAAUGAUGAAGCAUAGAAGUACUAGUUUUCUUAAACAUAUGAAUACCGAAAGGCUUUUAAACUAAGAUGCCAUAUGUUCCCAGCAUCAGGACAUUAAAAAGUGAAAGUGCACAUCAGUCUGAUCUUAUAACUGUAAAUUAUUUGAGUGGGUUCAAGAUUCUUUUCUCAUCAUAGUAGGAUUUUGGAACUUCCUGUAUGAUUUGGGGCGACUUCAGACGAUCAAUAAGAUCCAUUUUUGUCUAGUUUCUGUCUAAUUUGAAAAUUUUUAGCUUUCAGUGAAGAACUAGGAACAAGCCAAAAGGUCUGCUGCAAAGGUCUCUGAAUGAAGUACUGGUCAUAAGAACGUGUGUUGCUUGGUGAAGAUUCUCAGAUAAUCUGCUGGGUGAAGAAGUGCUGUAAAUUAUACAGUUGGCUAAUAACUAAGAAACUGUUGUAGAAUCUGUUCACAUUUGAUGAAAACGAAACCAUUAUCAAAAUUUGUUUAAUCUAACUGUCCAGUUAGCUUGAACCUUGCAGAAGGUGGUUAGCUGGGUCGAACCCUACAGAUGAAAAUUUUGAGUACUAACACGCACGCAGUCAAGUAUAAUAGAAUCAUAAGGGAUGAAUAAUUCCUAGUUCCACAGGGUCAGUACCAUUUCUAGUUCAGUAGGUCACCACUUGAAAUGUAAUUGCUUGAAUCGGUAAUUAUCUGAGGCAAUUCCAAACUUACUAUACAUUCUUAUAAUUCAAUAUUUAAGCUUGAAAAACUAAAAAUCUUAAACCUUAAACAUAGUGUAUUAUUUGUAUCACUAAUUCUUAUUUCAGUAUGGGCUACCAUCAUGUAGCAAACAGUUAAACUAUCUCAGGUGAUACUCAUUAAUAUUUAGUAGAAACGUAUAAUACUUUACCAUUUAGAUUAUUAAUGAUUGGGGCUUUAAAAUUGUUAUAUAUGUAAAGAAAUGCAGUUCUUCUAAAAUUUUAUGUUUUAUUAUUUACUAACAUCAAAAAUGAUCUCAGGAUUGCAUGCAAUUGUAAUAAUUACUUUUUAACCAACAAUCCUUGUCUUAUUGUUAAUAGGUAAUGGAAAUUAAAGUCCAUAAAGUAGGAUACGUGUGUCUAAAAUAAACGAAUGAAUUGUUAGUUACUAGUAGCAUAAUAGAAAAAGUGAUCUAAAAUGCAACAGAUAUUACGAAUAAAAAGAAAUUUCUUCUGUAGUUUUCACUCUCUGUGGCAAAUUUCAAUCUGCUAUUUGUUAGGCAUCUAGAGUAGGUAGACAUGUAGCUGACUCCUGGGCAGUCAUGUAUUUAAUGUUGCAGGAGAUUCUUACAAUGGGAGGACACGAGGUUGAAAAUCGAGUUCGGGAUGAGAUUUAGUAUAAUGGUAGUAUACAUUUAGAAUGUUCAUUCACGAAAAUAUUAAAGCUCAAUAGCCAGUCAAUUUCAAGAAAAUGACGUUCAGUUUUUGAGUAUAGCUUAUAUACUAAUAAUGCGUCGCCGUUGCCAAGUAAGUAAUAGUAUAGUGGAUAAGGCGCUGGCAUAGUAUCCUCUAGACUUAAGUCCUACCUAGUAUUUUUUGCUUUUUUGUUUUCUUCUAAAUUCAUAUUAAUUUAACUAUUUACAAAGUUUUUAUUAUGUUUUUCAUUUUUUAAUGCUAAAAUAUUUAUUCUCUUAAUUCUUGGAUUAUUAUUUAAUUUUUAGAAGAAAAAUAAUUAUAAAUACGAAUACGAUUUUUUUUUUUCAAUAUUGAAAAUAACUUAAAUUAACAAUUUAAAGAUGGUUUUGAUUAAUAUUAUGCUCACUUUUUGUUUGGAAAAAUAAAUGUAUUUUCUCUUAGCACAUGUAUUAUAAUUUUUUAAAGCGUUUUUCUUUUAAAAAAAUAUUUAAAUAAAGUUACGGACAGUUUUAUUUAAUAUGUAACUCUUUUAUCAAUCAAAAUUUAUGUUCUCAAAAUAAAUCUCUUUCAGAAAUAAAUGUUCAUUCACCAAAUACUUGAAUCAUAAUUUUAUGUUUAAGCAGGAAAAAUAAUUGCAAAUAUAAC
Molecule: messenger RNA, 7265 nt
Organism: Argiope bruennichi
Lineage: Eukaryota; Metazoa; Arthropoda; Arachnida; Araneae; Araneidae
Product: ER degradation-enhancing alpha-mannosidase-like protein 2
Exons: 9
Coding region: 54-2477 (807 amino acids)
Biological process (GO): mannose trimming involved in glycoprotein ERAD pathway; carbohydrate metabolic process; endoplasmic reticulum mannose trimming
Cellular component (GO): endoplasmic reticulum; membrane
Molecular function (GO): mannosyl-oligosaccharide 1,2-alpha-mannosidase activity; calcium ion binding
Source: RefSeq, a predicted model, not a curated record